GAAUUCCUGCGCCUCGUUAACAAUGAAGCAGAGUUCGAACGUGCCGGCUUUCCUCAGCAAGCUGUGGACGCUUGUGGAGGAAACCCACACGAACGAGUUCAUCACCUGGAGUCAGACACACAGUUCGCCUCGCAUCUGAGAUCUUUAUGACGGCAGUCAGGGAAGGAGGCACAUGUUCAAACGCAGGUUACUGCUUAUCAGGAGGCUUGAAAAUAUUAUAUAGAAAAUGAAUGGCCAAAGCUUUCUGGUUUUGGAUGAACAAAGAUUUGCAAAAGAAAUUCUUCCCAAAUAUUUCAAGCACAAUAACAUGGCAAGUUUUGUAAGGCAACUGAAUAUGUAUGGUUUUCGUAAAGUAGUACAUAUUGACUCUGGAAUUGUGAAGCAAGAACGAGAUGGUCCUGUUGAAUUUCAGCAUCCUUACUUCAAACAAGGCCAGGAUGACUUGUUGGAGAACAUUAAAAGGAAGGUUUCAUCUGCAAAACCAGAAGAAAAUAAAAUUCGUCAGGAAGAUUUAACAAAAAUUAUAAGUAGUGCUCAGAAGGUUCAAAUAAAACAAGAAACUAUUGAGUCCAGGCUUUCUGAAUUAAAAAGUGAGAAUGAGUCCCUUUGGAAGGAGGUGUCAGAAUUACGAGCAAAACAUGCACAACAGCAACAAGUUAUUCGAAAGAUUGUCCAGUUUAUUGUUACAUUGGUUCAGAAUAACCAACUUGUGAGUUUAAAACGUAAAAGACCUCUACUUCUAAACACUAAUGGAGCUCAAAAGAAGAAUUUGUUUCAGCACAUAGUGAAAGAACCAGCUGAUAAUCACCAUCAUAAAGUUCCACACAGUAGGACUGAAGGUUUAAAGCCAAGGGAGCGGAUUUCAGAUGAUAUCAUUAUUUAUGACGUUACUGAUGAUAAUGCAGAUGAAGAAAAUAUCCCAGUUAUUCCAGAAACUAAUGAGGAUGUUAUAUCUGAUCCCUCCAACUGUAGCCAGUACCCUGAUAUUGUCAUUGUUGAAGAUGACAAUGAAGAUGAAUAUGCACCUGUCAUUCAGAGUGGAGAUCAGAGUGAACCAGCCAGAGAAUCCCUAAGUUCAGGCAGUGAUGGCACCAGCCCUCUCAUGUCUAGUGCCGUCCAGCUAAAUGGCUCAUCUAGUCUGACCACAGAAGAUCCUGUGACCAUGAUGGAUUCCAUUUUAAAUGAUAACAUCAAUCUUUUGGGAAAGGUUGAGCUGUUGGAUUAUCUUGACAGUAUUGAUUGCAGUUUAGAGGACUUCCAAGCCAUGCUGUCAGGAAGACAGUUUAGCAUAGACCCAGAUCUCCUGGUCGAACUUUUCACUAGUUCUGUGCAGAUGAAUCCCACAGAUUACAUCAAUAAUACAAAAUCCGAGAAUAAAGGAUUAGAAACCAAGAGCAAUGUAGUUCAGCCAGUUUCAGAAGAGGGAAGAAAAUCUAAACCCAAAACAGAUAAGCAGCUUAUACAGUACACUGCCUUUCCACUUCUUGCAUUCCUCGAUGGGAACCCUGCUUCUACUGUUGAACAGGGGAGUACAGCAUCAUCAGAAGUUAUGUCCUCUGUAGAUAAACCCAUAGAAGUUGAUGAGCUUCUGGACAGCAGCUUGGACCCAGAACCAACCCAAAGUAAGCUUGUUCGCCUGGAGCCAUUGACUGAAGCUGAAGCUAGUGAAGCCACACUGUUUUAUUUAUGUGAACUUGCUCCUGCACCUCUGGAUAGUGAUAUGCCACUUUUAGAUAGCUAAAUCCCCAGGAAGUGGACUCUACGUGUAUAUAUUCAUCAAAAUGAUGAACUAUUUAUUUUAAAGUAUCAUUUGGUACUUUUUUUUGUAAAUUGCUUUGUUUCGUUUAAUCAGAUACUGUGGAAUCAAAAGCACCUUUUGCUUUUCUCACUAACCACACACUCUUGCAAAGCUUUCAAAUGUUACUCAGCUACGUAGGUACAUAAGAUUUGAUGCGUUAAAUCACAGUAUUGGCAUAUCUUUAAGUUGGAUUCAAAUGGCCAUUUUUCUCCAAUUACAGCAAAUUGGAUUUGUUUUUUACAUGUAUGUUCAUUAACCCCAGUUAAACUUUUUGUUUCUUUGUUUUACUUGUUGAUGCUGUCUUGUUUGCAUUGAGUGUAAGUCACUAUAACUAAUGGUAGAACUCCUAAAGCUUUCUCUGUUCCAGUUGCUUUUAUUAAGUAUUUUUCACUUGACUUCUUUAUAAAACUGGGAACAUAAAGUGCCUGUAUCUUGUAAAACUUCAUUUGUCUCUCUUGGUUCAGAGAAGCUCAUUCAUGUCCAACAGGAAAGGCAACGUGUACUUGAGUGCUUGCUGUCUGAGGCAGUCGCAGCUCCGUGUACAUAGAAGGGGGGUGGGUGCCAUCAGCCCAUCCACCUCGCUGGACUAGUUUUAAGUAAAAGUUUUCUGGUUUGUUUGUGUUUUUUUGAAGCAUAAUAUUUAGUAAAAUAAAUAUAAUGAAUGUUGCGUA
This is a messenger RNA of Lagenorhynchus albirostris (white-beaked dolphin), 2469 nucleotides long. RefSeq names its product heat shock transcription factor 2 (gene HSF2). The coding region runs from base 227 to 1741 and encodes 504 amino acids. Gene Ontology annotation, molecular function: DNA-binding transcription factor activity; sequence-specific DNA binding. The record is from RefSeq and is a predicted model, not a curated record. NCBI's taxonomy places the organism in Eukaryota, Metazoa, Chordata, Mammalia, Artiodactyla, Delphinidae. Gene Ontology annotation, biological process: regulation of DNA-templated transcription. The transcript has 14 exons.